Messenger RNA from Alternaria rosae, 1572 nucleotides. Its product is annotated as heterokaryon incompatibility protein-domain-containing protein. Lineage: Eukaryota; Fungi; Ascomycota; Dothideomycetes; Pleosporales; Pleosporaceae. The record is from RefSeq and is a predicted model, not a curated record. Bases 1 to 1539 code for a protein of 512 amino acids. The transcript is spliced from 2 exons.
AUGCCUAGCAACCGAAUAGGUCGCAAUCACCCUGAUGAGCCACGCGUUACUCACUACUAUGUAGAGGAGAGUGACCCUGAAUCAGAUUCAGAUUCAUGGAGUAGCGAAUCAGAUUCAGACGAAUGGAGCAGCGAGUCAGAUUCGGACGAAUCGAGUAGCGAAUCAGACUCCGAAAGUGAAUAUUACAUUACUCGCCCGAGGCGAGACGAGAGGGCUAGCUAUCAGGUCUACACCGAGCGUCCAUCUCGUCACUACCGAAAACCUAGGACAUCUCGAGAGUAUGAAUACAAACCUCUCAAAGAUGCAGAGUGUUACACUCGACUCCUCACAGUGCUGCCAUUGCGACGUAAUAUCAUUGAAUGUGAGCUUCGACGCGUACUCAAAAAGCAAGCCUAUCGAGAGGGAUACCGUGCAUUGUCCUAUGAAUGGGGCGAUUCUGAGCGUGACAAGCGCGCGAUUUAUAUUGAUGGCAAGCUACACGAAGUCACCAAAAAUCUUCAUCGAUUCCUACAGCAUGCAGCGGUGGCUCGAAUGGAAGGAACCCCCGGUUGGAACUCGGGCGUUUACUGGAUCGACGCACUUUGUAUAGACCAGAAAGACGAAAAGGAAAAGCUCACGCAGCUGAAACAUAUCCGAAAUAUCUACAGCUGUGCCUACGAGACUCUCGCAUGGCUUGGCAGCGGGCCGUCUUACGUGGCCAGUGCGGUCGGCCUUCUCGGAAACCUUCGGGAAAGCAUCCACCGAGGACCGGAGUCUGAAGAGGACGCUGUGAAUCGAUGGGCACAAAUAAUCAGGAGACGGCCUGACGCCAUUAAUGAAAAGCAGAUAAGCGCCCUGAAAACCAUACUGGACUGCCAAUACUGGACGCGACUCUGGAUAGUACAAGAAAUUGUCGCUUCAGACCAGAUGCGGUCGGCGUUUGGAAGGGAGAGAGUUCGUUUAAUUUGUGGAAGGUCUGAAUGUCCGUGGAGCUUCUUCAUGUGCCUACCGCUGGUAAUUCAGCUACAUCCCAGCCAAAGCCUCACUGCUAAGGCUCUGAUGACGAGGAUCAAAGAGACUCAACGCAUUUGGUUACUGUUCCAACUUGCGACAGGUUCGCUACGAGUGUUGACGUCUUCACAAGGAGGACGCAGGCACUUCGAGACGAAACAGCUUCCACUACCGCUAUUGAUCCACUUGACGGAGAACUCAGCUGCUACUCGUGGUGAAGACUACGUUUAUGCGUUGCUUGGACUCGCUGACGGACGUUCCCGCCAUCGGAUCAAACCCGAGAACAAUCUCACUGGAUGCGAGUUGUUGACACAAUUGAUGAGGCGCAUGUUGAAGAGCCAAGAGAAGCUCACCGACCCUGAUGAACGCGACGAAUACAAAGCAAUGGCACGAAUGGCUAGGCGGGCUCUCCAUCGGCCUUUAGACAACAGUGAACGAACUUUCAGAGAGCGCAGGGAGUGCUGUGGCACCUACUGCGAAUCGAGCAACAGCACAAAGUUGGGAGAAGGAAAAUCUGCUUACACUCGAUUCUGGGCAAGGAUGGAGUAAGAAACGCCUCCGUUUUGCUAGUAAUGAGACGAG